AUGGCAGCAACAGUAGAAUUCAACAACAUCCAUUCAGUGUCGGAAAUGCCAGAAGAAGAUGAUGCUAAGCACAGUUCUCAUCCCAGAAUGUUCUUGGAACCUCAAGAGAAGAAAAGGAGCGUGAAGGCACUGGUGGUUAAGCGAGCAAAGAAAACUUGCAGCUGCACUCCAGCUAAAGUUAAAGACUGUGUUUUCAGUCUCCUUCCUGUUUUGCAGUGGCUUCCCAAAUACAAACUGAAAGAGUACCUACUGGGAGACAUAAUGUCUGGUCUGAUUGUGGGAGUUUUGUUGGUCCCACAGUCAAUUGCCUAUUCGCUCCUGGCUGGACAGGAACCUAUUUAUGGCCUUUACACAUCCUUUUUUGCAAGCAUUAUUUAUUUCAUAUUUGGAACCUCCCGCCACAUCUCAGUUGGCAUUUUUGGGGUGCUUUGUCUGAUGGUGGGACAGGUCGUGGACCGUGAGGUACAGAGAGCUGGCUAUGACUUAGAGCCAGCUGCUCUUAGAGUCCAUGCAGAUGCAGUAAACACCACCGUUUCUCUUGUGAAUCAGACAUCUCAUCAUCCAUUCUGUGAUAAAAGCUGCUAUGCAAUUACCGUGGGAGCCACCAUGACCUUCAUAGCUGGAGUUUAUCAGGUGGCCAUGGGUUUCUUCCAAGUGGGCUUUGUCUCAGUGUACCUCUCCGAUUCACUGCUCAGCGGAUUUGUCACAGGUGCUUCCUUUACCAUCCUGACCUCCCAAGCCAAGUAUCUCCUGGGCCUAGACAUUCCCCGGAGCAAUGGCAUCGGCUCCUUUGUAACCACGUGGAUAAGCAUAUUCAGAAACAUACAUAAAACCAACUUCUGUGAUCUCAUCACCAGUCUCUUAUGCUUUCUUGUUCUCAUCCCAACCAAAGAGCUUAACGAACACUUUAAGUCCAGGCUCAAGGCUCCAGUACCAGUUGAAUUAGCUGUGAUUGUUGUAGCUACUUUGGCAUCUCACUUUGGAAAGCUGAGAGAGACUUAUGGCUCAAGUGUUGCUGGACACAUCCCAACAGGGUUUCUCCCUCCUCGUCCUCCAGACUGGAACCUAAUUCCUAGUGUGGCUUUGGAUGCUCUCCCGAUAGCUAUUAUUGGCUUUGCCAUUACUGUCUCCCUCUCAGAGAUGUUUGCCAAGAAGCAUGGUUACACCGUGAAGGCCAAUCAAGAGAUGUAUGCCAUUGGCUUCUGCAACAUAAUUCCCUCUUUCUUCCACUGCUUUACAACAAGUGCAGCUCUUGCCAAGACUCUUGUCAAAGAGUCCACAGGUUGUAGGACACAGGUAUCUGGCCUGUUGACUGCUUUGGUCAUCUUGUUAGUUCUUCUUGUGAUUGCACCUUUGUUUUAUUCCCUUCAGAAAUGUGUCCUUGCUGUCAUAACCAUUGUAAACCUCAGAGGAGCCCUGCGGAAGUUCAAGGACCUGCCCAAAAUGUGGCAUUUGAGCAGAGUGGACACAGUGAUCUGGCUGGUUACGAUGGCAUCCUCAGCGCUCAUCAGUACUGAGAUUGGUCUUUUGGUUGGCGUUUGCUUCUCUAUGCUCUGCGUCAUUUUUCGAACUCAGAGACCAGAGGCACCGCUGCUUGGCUGGGUCGCAGAGUCUGAGACAUAUGAAUCCCUUUCUGCUUACAAGAACCUGCAAACCAAGCCGGGCAUCGUGGUGUUCCGUUUUGAAGCACCCCUGUACUACAUCAACAAAGAGUGCUUUAAAUCCACCUUGUACAAGCAGACUGGAGUAGACCCAGUAUGGGUGAAGGCAGCAAAGAAAAAGGCUGCAAAGAGAAUGCUUAGAGAGAAAGAGGUGGAUUCUGGUGGCAAACGGACCAGCCUCUCAGUGGAACUUGUCUCUGAACCCCUGGGGUUUCACACAAUAGUGAUUGACUGCUGUGCGAUGCAGUUCCUGGACACGGCAGGAAUACGCACGCUCAAAGAGGUCUGCAAGGACUACAGAGACAUAGAGGUCCAGGUGCUACUGGCCCAGUGCAACCCUUCUGUGAGGAGUUCCCUGAUGCGGGGAGAAUUCUUUAAGGAAGGGGAGGACCACCUUCUCUUCCACAGUGUGCACCAGGCUGUGGACUUUGCACUGAGUGCACGGGAGCACAACGGGAGCUGUGCUUCUAAAAACUAGUUGGGAGAUGGCAGCAAUUGUGGACAGGUCAC
This is a messenger RNA of Tinamus guttatus (white-throated tinamou), 2171 nucleotides long. NCBI's taxonomy places the organism in Eukaryota, Metazoa, Chordata, Aves, Tinamiformes, Tinamidae. The record is from RefSeq and is a predicted model, not a curated record.